AGAUUUGGUUUGUUUUUUUGAAAAUUUUGAAGAAUGGCCAAAUAUAUUUUAACAAUCUGUUGUAUCUUUUCUCAUACCCUUUUGCUUCCAUGCAUGAAUUGAAAAACACACACACCUAAUUAAGAGAUAGAGAGAGAGAGAAAGCAGAGAGUGUGUGUUGUGUUGGUUGAGAGAGAGAGAGGAGGAAUAGAUCCAAAAAUGCAGCUGACCUUUUUAAGUAACAUCACUUCCUCUCUCUUUUUUUUUAAGUAUUUUUUUUUUCUUAUUUGCCCCAAAAUCAAAAGAAAGGAAACAAAUCUCUUUGUGUUCAAAAAAAAAAAAAAGGAAACAAAUCUCUAAACUUCAAAGGAUAGAUUGUAUUUUUAAAAACUUAUCUCUUUGCUUCCUCUUAUUAGCUCGAAGGUCAGAUCUUGUACUUAGCUAGAGAACAACUGUCACAUCCCAAACUCUGAUCCCUAAGAAAGCAUAUCAACCUUUGUUGCUUCUCUCUCUCUCCCUCUCUCUCUCUCUCUCUCUCUCUCUCUCUCUCUCUCUCUCUCUCUCUCUCUCUCUCUCUCUCUCUCUCUCUCUCUCUUCGCUAAGAAAGCAUCAAGCUUUGUCGUUUUGUGCAACAUUUUUCUGAGCUUGUUUGGUGUUGGAUCAUUUGUCUUAAGAUCAAUGGAGAAGAUGAUAGAGAGGGAGUACAUGUGCAAGUUCUGUAACAAGAAGUUACCUUCUGGUAAAUCACUUGGACGUCACAUCAGGAUUCACACCAACCAGUACUCACUUCUUUCAAGUAGCUACAAUGGCAAGAACAACAACAAUAAGAGGUUGGCGGAUCAGAGAGAGAUCACGGCUCUAACACAGCAGCAGCAGCAACUUUGUUGCAGAGAAUGUGGUAAAGGUUUUGAUUCUUUGAAAGCUCUUUGGAAUCACAUGGAUUGUUGUCACUGUGAGGGAGAGAAGUUGGUGAUGGAUACUGAGACUACUUCUUCAGGUCCUACCAGGAAAAGAUCCAAGAAGCAGUUCAGUUCAGAGUCUUUUAGUAAUGGGAGCUCGUCUUCUUCUGCUUGUGAGAUUGACCAAGAAGAUAAGAACACUGCUUUGUCUCUCAUGAUGAUGUCUAUGGAUUCUAGAGGACUUACCUUGGUGGUUAACUCUCUAGUAGCUGAGUCUUCAGAGAAUAACUCUGAUGAUGAUGAUGAUGAUAAUGGUGCUAUUCUCUCUGAUUCAUAUAGCUCAGACUCUGAUUACUUCAUGAAUGGUCCAAAGAGGUCAGACUCAGAUAUCUCGGUUGAUGGGUGUCUUAGGAACAAUGGUGGUGAGUUUGGGGUCAAGGAGGGAAGAUCAAAGUAUGAGCUGCGCAAAAGCAAAAGGGUUGUCUUGCCUUGUUAUGAGAGUGAUUCUUGUGCAGUAGACACAAACAGCAAGAAAGCAAUUAGUGCAAACAAGAAUGGCAAAUGUCACGAGUGCCCAUUCUGCUUCAGAGUGUUCAAGUCAGGACAAGCUUUAGGAGGUCACAAGAGAUCACAUUCUUUUGUGAACCAAGAACACAGGGUCAAACACAAAGCUGCUGCUGAUAUGCGAAUCGAUCUCAAUCUUCCUGCUCAUGAUGUUGAAGAAUGAACCAGAGCCUGAAACCACAGGUCAUCCCUUGGUUUUGUUUUCUUCUGGUGUUUGUUUUUCUUAAAGGUAAUUCAAAUGUUUGUUCAUGUAAAGCCUUAUCAAUUAGCCAUUUCUUUGCUUUAGGACUUCGAGUGUUGAUCUAAAGCUUCAUGUCUCUUACUAAGAUUCUUCUUGUCUUCAACAUUUAAAGAUUUUUUUCUUUCUCUAGCUUUCACUUUAUAAACCUUCCUCUGCAACUCGUACCUUAGUAAUAAUAUACUUACUACACCUUGACCCACAAACCCAUGCAAAUGUUUAUUUUCAAUUUGCAGUGUUUUAUAUUUAUUAUUGUUUAGCUAUUUAUUUUAGUUUGUAUAAGUGUAAUCUUGUUAAUAGUGUAUUCUAUGCUGAUUAAAAAAACUAAAAAUGACAGAUUGCAUUAGUUCUUUUUUUUUAUUAUAUCCACAUCGUUGAGACGGAUGUCUGUUCAUCAUAGACUUUGGGGUGAUUGGUUGAACUGUAGGAAGUGAUUUUAACUUUAAUUUUCAUCUACAAUCUUAAUUACUACUAAUCAUGUUUUAUCUUAGUUUUUAAAGUUACAACCAAAAAACUAAAGCUACAGCAAAAACAUAUAAAAAAUGGUUGUAAAAAUCUUAUUUUCUAAAGCUUCAUCUUUUUAGCUGUAGAAAAUUUUAAAGCUACAUC
Brassica rapa (field mustard) is the source of this 2289-nucleotide messenger RNA. RefSeq names its product zinc finger protein ZAT9. The record is from RefSeq and is a predicted model, not a curated record. NCBI's taxonomy places the organism in Eukaryota, Viridiplantae, Streptophyta, Magnoliopsida, Brassicales, Brassicaceae.